AUGACAUCCGUAGACGAGAUCUUUCGGACACACAACGUCGGUGCCAAACGGAAACUCGAGGACCCUACCACUACGUUCGCCCCGUCUGUCUCCAACAAAUCUACCAAGAUCACCAAUGGCUCCUCUCCGCGCAGCCUGAAUAUUGACGCCCUUGAAUCCAAUGGCUCCGGAGGCAAGUCUUCUCUUGCGCAAGACGAAACACUAGGUGAUCAGAACAAUGUCGAAGCCGGGCCGUCAUUGCCGCCAGAAGAAGUCGAGGACGAGCCGGGCGACGAUGCCGAAGGUCGAUUCUUUGGCGGCGGUGUCACGAAGCAAGAGCGCGAAGUGAUAGAUUACAUCGACAAGAACGAGGACGGCGAUGCAGACGAGAAGUUUGACGCCGCCUGGCUGCGCCGCACUGCGAUCAACUUCGAGCGAAAGAUCAAUAAGAACGCCGAACUGCGUGCCAAAUAUGAAGGCGAUCCUUUGAAAUUCGUCGGCAGCGAGGCAGAUCUCGACGCCGAAAUCAAAGGCCUAAGCGUACUCAGUGAGCAUGGCGAGUUAUACGGCGAAUUUGUCAAGAUGGGCUGCCUUGGCAGCCUUGUUGGUCUGCUCGCGCACGACAACACUGAUAUUGCCAUCGCUGUUUGCGAGCUACUGGCGGAGUUGACGGACGAGGAUGCUGCGACCACCGAAGAACAAUGGAAGAUAUUGGUGCAGGCGAUGCUCCAGAAUGACCUCGUGGAUCUUCUCUCCAGCAACCUUACUCGACUCGACGAGGGAAACAACGAAACUGAUAGGGCGGGCGUCUACCAUAUCUUGAAUGUUUUGGAGAAUAUUCUUUCCGACACUGAGAACCAAGAAGCCGUCGGGGCUAAUCCCAAUAUGAUGCAGUGGCUACUCACCAGGAUCAAGCAAAUCGAUCCUUACGCCCGAGGUAAAGUCGGACAAAAUCGACAGUAUGCAGCAGAAAUCCUUGCCAUUCUUCUUCAAGCCAACCGGCCGAACCGAGAUCGCCUUGCCCAAAAGGAGGGCGUCGACACUUUUCUGGAACUUUUGAGUGCAUACCGAAGGAGAGACCCCGAAAAAGACUCUGAUGAGGAAGAGUUCGCCGAAAAUCUAUUCGAUUGCCUGGCCUGUGUUGUCGAGGAGAGACUUGCAGGCGAAAAAUUCGUCGAAGGGGAAGGCGUCGAAUUGUGCCUCAUCAUGCUUCGAGAGGCUCGCUUGGCAAAGGCGAGGGCUUUGCGAGUCCUUGAUCAUGCAAUGAGCGGCGGCAACGCUGUGGCAGUUUCGGUGAGAUUGGUAGAAGCAGCCGGGCUCAAAACAAUCUUUGGCAUGCUCAUGAAAAGCCAGAAAAUGGAGAGGAGCUUGGUUGAACAUCUCAUUGGCAUACUGGCCAGCCUGCUAAGAUACCUCCCGGGGGGGUCCGCUGCGAGAAUACGGACUUUGGCCAAGUUUGUCGAGAACGAUUAUGAGAAGAUCUUGAGGCUGGUUGAUUUGCGGCGAGAGUACAAGGCGCGGCUCAGCAAAGUUGAGGCCGCUAUCCGAAGGGAGCGUGACCAGCUGAGUGACGCCGACGCCGAUGCACUGGCUGACGACUGGUUAUCGCGCCGCCUUGAUGCCGGACUGUUCUCCCUCCAAGCGAUUGAGCUCAUUCUCAGCUGGAUGGUGGCGGAGGACAACGGUGCAAGGCAGACGAUUACUGUCCUACUUGGUGAAGAUGGACUCAAGAUACUAGAACGGAGCCUGAGAGACCAACUUGAUGGAAUGGAUCCCGGCCAAAGCGAUGAGGCUAAAUCUACCGAAGAGAUGCUGGAAGCACUACUCUUGUGUGUCGAGCAAUAG
Capronia coronata CBS 617.96 is the source of this 1824-nucleotide messenger RNA. RefSeq lists its product as uncharacterized. Gene Ontology annotation, cellular component: spliceosomal complex. NCBI's taxonomy places the organism in Eukaryota, Fungi, Ascomycota, Eurotiomycetes, Chaetothyriales, Herpotrichiellaceae. The record is from RefSeq and is a predicted model, not a curated record. The transcript has a single exon. Bases 1 to 1824 code for a protein of 607 amino acids.